GUUAGCAGCAAGAGUUUGUUACAGUAGGCCGAAUCUGGCCAGAGCAUCACAUCGUGGAGUGUUAUUAACUGGUUACAUAAGUUAAGCAGUCUACUGUUUGAUAAAUCUUAACUCAUCGGAAAGUAAACAUGACAAUCACGUUCCGAAUCAAUGGAAAGAAGUUUUUCUUGACUCCAUCCACCGUUCCCAUCGAUACUUCACUCAACACGUUCAUUCGCAACCAUGCCCAUCUCCGUGGUACCAAAUUCAUGUGCCUGGAGGGAGGAUGCGGAGCAUGUAUGGUGAAUGUGUCAAGCUUUCAUCCAGUGAGUGGUGACACCGUUUCGUAUGCAGUGAAUUCAUGUUUGUUUCCCGUGUUCGCAUGUCAUGGGCUGGAUAUCGUUACCGUUGAAGGAAUCGGAGAUGAGCAAAUGGGCUAUCAUGCAACGCAGAAAGUUCUGGCGCACUUCAAUGGUACGCAAUGCGGAUACUGCUCGCCGGGAAUGGUCAUGAACAUGUACAGCCUGUUGGAGUCGAAAAAAGGUCAGGUAUCGAUGGCCGAGGUCGAGAAUGCCUUCGGAGGCAACAUUUGCCGAUGCACCGGCUAUAGACCAAUUCUGGACGCCUUCAAGUCACUGGCAUAUGAUGCGGAACCUAGGUUGAAACAGGUUUGCAUGGACAUUGAAGAUCUGACCAAGAUUUGUCCCAAAACCGGAGGUGCUUGCGCCGGGAAAUGCUCUGCCGCUGGAAAUGUUAACGAAAAGAAGGGCGUUCAUAUGAGUUUCGCUGAAGACAAGGAAUGGCACAAGGUAUACUACAUUAGCGAUGUGUUCGCCAUUUUUGAAAAGAUCGGAACGAAGCCUUACAUGUUGGUUGCUGGCAACACUGCUCAUGGAGUCUACCGUAGAUGCGACAAACUACAGGUAUUCAUCGACGUCAGCUCCAUCGAGGAACUUCGUUCGCACUCACUUGGAAGCAAUUUGAUCGUCGGAGCUAACGUAUCGUUAACUGAAUUGAUGAGUAUUCUGUCCAUCGCUGCCAGCAAGAACCCUAACUUUGCGCAUUGUACGGAACUUGUCAAGCACAUCGACCUGAUUGCCAACGUUCCCGUGCGGAAUACCGGAACGAUUGCCGGAAAUCUAAGCAUCAAGAACCAGCACAAGGAGUUUCCAUCCGAUUUAUACCUGAUUCUGGAGGCUGUUGGAGCAACAUUGAUAAUCGCAGAAUCCAUUGAAGAGACCAAAAUUGUUACUCCUUCAAAGUUUAUCAACAUGGAUAUGAAUAAAAAGUUGAUUCUGAGCAUCACCAUACCUCCUUUCGAUCCAAAGACCCACGUAUUCCGUUCCUUCAAGAUUAUGCCGAGGGCCCAGAAUGCUCAUGCCUACGUCAAUAGUGCCUUCCUGUUCAAGUUUAACAUUAGUCAACCCACUUUGCAAUUCGCAAAAAUUUGCUUCGGGGGAAUACACCCAAAUCUCACUCAUGCUAAAGCAACGGAAACCUAUCUGACUGGUAAAAAUAUCUUCCACAACGACACCAUUCAAAACGCUCUGCGAAUUCUGUCGGACGAACUCACCCCUGAUUGGAUUCUACCGGACGCAUCCCCGGAGUUUCGCAAAAGCUUGGCACUUUCACUAUUCUACAAAUUCAUCCUGAACAUAGCUGCUGAAAAAUGCAUCACAAUAAAACCAGAAUUUGUAUCGGGAGGCACAGUUUUAGAUCGGCCAGUGUCUACCGGAUCUCAACAGUUCGAUACUAUUCCUCAGAAUUGGCCUUUGACCAAGAACAUUCCAAAGAUCGAAGGACUUGCACAGACUUCUGGAAAGUCCCAAUUCAUUAACGAUAUCCCUGCCAUGCCAAACGAACUGUAUGCUGCGCUUGUACUGGCAACUGAAGUCAAUGCCAAAAUAUUGCAGAUCGAUACUAGUGAGGUUUUGAAGAUCCCUGGAGUUCUAGCCUUUUACUCUGCUAAGGACAUUCCCGGUAAAAACGAAGUAAUGCCGUUUAAGAACAUUUGUCCAGAAAAGGAAGAGAUAUUCUGCAGCGGUAAGGUCUUAUACCAUGGACAUCCGGUUGGAGUUAUUGUUGCCGAAUCCUUUGAACUGGCCAAUCGCGCUAGUAAACUAGUCAAGAUAACCUAUGAGUUAUCUAAUGACCCCGUUCUUUCUACCGUCAGCAAAAUCAUUGAUCAUAAUCGAAAUGACCGCAUCAUUGGAACUGAUCAUGGAUUCAUCGGUCAAAAUUUCGAGCAUUCUUCGCAUGGUCCAAUGAGAGUUUCGGGUCAAAUCGACCUAGGUCUUCAGUACCAUUACUAUAUGGAAACUCAAACUUGCAUAUGUAUUCCUGUCGAAUACGAAAUGGACAUUUACCCAUCAACUCAGUGGGUCGAUCUAGUCCAGAUCGCUAUAUCCCAAAUGCUCAACAUCCCGGAAAAUCGUCUAAACAUCCACGUUCGUCGCUUGGGAGGAUCGUACGGAGGCAAAGCCAGCCGAUCGAUAUUCGUAGCAUGUGCUUGUGCCCUAGCAGCACAUCUAACGAAACGACCCGUUCGGUUAAUUAUGACUCUUGAAUCAAAUAUGGCGGCCAUAGGAAAACGCUACGGAUGCCAUUCCAAAUACGAAGUAAGCUUCUCAAAGGAAGGCCGAAUACAGAAGCUCUAUAACAAAUUCAUUCACGAUUCCGGGUCGUCGUACAACGAGACACCUUUCUACAUAAACGAUUACUACCACAAUUGCUACGCUAAUGAAGGCUUCAAAAUAGAGCCAUUGAACGCUCGUACGGAUAUAGCGAGCAACACUUGGCUUAGGGCACCGGCAUCAGUCGAAGCAACUGCCAUGAUCGAAACAAUCAUGGAGCACGUGGCUCAUGCAACAGGGUUGGAUCCAUUGGACGUCCGCAUGUCAAACAUAGCCGAUGGCUCAAAGAUGAUAGAGUUGCUACCACAAUUUCGCCAAGACGUUCAGUAUGACGAUCGAAAGGCAGAAGUGAAUCGCUUCAAUCAGCAAAACCGUUGGCGAAAGCGAGGAAUUGCCAUCGUUCCUAUGCGAUAUAAAAUGUGCUAUUUGGGAGCACUGCACGCAUUGGUUUCCAUCUAUCACGGUGACGGGACGGUUUCCAUUGCUCACGGAGGAAUCGAAAUGGGCCAGGGGUUGAACACGAAAGCCGCCCAAGUGGCAGCUCACGUGCUAGGAAUUCCGCUGGAGAUGAUCGUCAUAAAACCAACCAAUAAUCUGAUAUCGCCAAAUGCAGUUUGUACCCAGGCUAGUUACACCAGUGAAGCAGUCGGCUAUGCAAUUAAAAAGGCAUGUGAAAUUCUGCUCACACGAAUUCAUCCCAUCCGAGAGAAGAGCGAGGAUGCUUCAUGGAAGUUCAUAAUUGAGCAAGCUCAUCGUGAGAAUAUAGAUCUCAGCGCUACCUACAUGUACAAAGAGUCAGAACUUCAACCGUACAUAGUUUGGGGACUAAGUUGCGCUGAAGUUGAAAUCGACGUUCUCACCGGAAACCUACAGAUUACCAGAGUGGACAUCUUGGAGGACACUGGAGAAAGCUUGAGCCCUGGAAUAGAUGUUGGUCAAAUCGAGGGUGCCUUCGUCAUGGGAUUGGGAUACUUUCUAACUGAAAAGAUUAUUUUCGAUCCAACCAACGGCGAACUGCUAACCAACCGUUCAUGGAACUACAAACCACCGGGAGCGAAGGACAUUCCAAUCGAUUUUAGGAUUCGCUUCCUACAGAACAGCCCGAAUCCGGUGGGUGUCCUAAGAUCGAAAAUCACCGGAGAGCCAGCUUCCGUUAUGAGCGUUGUGGUUCUGUUCGCAAUCCGGCAUGCGCUGAUAUCGGCAAGGACCGAUGCCGAUCCUGCUGGCGACAAAUGGGUUUCAUUGGGAGCACCCACAACGCCUGAAUUGAUACAUUUAUUGACUGGGAAUUCUAUUGAACAGUACAAACUCAGUUAA
Ochlerotatus camptorhynchus is the source of this 3929-nucleotide messenger RNA. RefSeq names its product xanthine dehydrogenase/oxidase-like. Gene Ontology annotation, molecular function: iron ion binding; oxidoreductase activity; 2 iron, 2 sulfur cluster binding. The record is from RefSeq and is a predicted model, not a curated record. The transcript has 7 exons. The coding region runs from base 129 to 3929 and encodes 1266 amino acids. NCBI's taxonomy places the organism in Eukaryota, Metazoa, Arthropoda, Insecta, Diptera, Culicidae.